This is a messenger RNA of Phaeoacremonium minimum UCRPA7, 1518 nucleotides long. Its product is annotated as putative eukaryotic translation initiation factor 2 subunit gamma protein. NCBI's taxonomy places the organism in Eukaryota, Fungi, Ascomycota, Sordariomycetes, Togniniales, Togniniaceae. The record is from RefSeq and is a predicted model, not a curated record. The transcript is spliced from 2 exons. Gene Ontology annotation, cellular component: eukaryotic translation initiation factor 2 complex; cytosol. The coding region runs from base 1 to 1518 and encodes 505 amino acids. Gene Ontology annotation, molecular function: GTP binding; translation initiation factor activity; tRNA binding. Gene Ontology annotation, biological process: formation of translation preinitiation complex; positive regulation of translational fidelity.
AUGGCUGCCAACGGCGACAAGUUCGGAAACGACAUCGAGUCGGAGUCCGACUCUGGCCCCGAUUCUCCCGGCCUCGAACCCCAGGAUGUGUCGGAUCACGAAAUCGACGAGAAGCCUCUCAAGCCCGCCCUGAAGAAGGCAGCCCCCGCUGCUCCCCCAGUACAGCGACCUCCCCUACCGCCCCAGACCGAGCCGAAGGACCUCGAUGUCAGCACUCUCAGCCCACUGACCCCCGAGAUUAUCGCGAGACAAGCGACCAUCAACAUCGGAACGAUCGGUCACGUCGCUCACGGAAAGUCCACCGUCGUGAAGGCCAUCUCCGGUGUGCAGACAGUUCGGUUCAAGAACGAGCUGAUCCGAAAUAUUACCAUCAAGCUGGGAUAUGCCAACGCAAAAAUCUACCAAUGUGACAACCCAGAAUGCCCUCGCCCAGGCUGCUUCAGGAGUUACAAGAGCGACAAGGAGGUUGACCCUCCCUGCGAGAGAGAAGGCUGUGGAGGCACCUACAGACUGAUGAGACACGUCUCAUUCGUCGAUUGCCCCGGUCACGAUAUUCUGAUGAGCACCAUGUUGUCAGGAGCAGCCGUCAUGGACGCCGCACUAUUGCUCAUUGCCGGGAAUGAAUCCUGCCCUCAGCCCCAGACCUCGGAGCAUUUGGCUGCUAUUGAGAUUAUGAAGUUGGACAAGAUCAUCAUCCUCCAGAACAAGGUCGAUCUGAUGAGAGAAGAGGCUGCCCAGCAGCACUACCAGUCAAUUCUCAAGUUCAUCAGAGGUACCGUCGCCGGCAAGUCACCAAUCAUCCCGAUCUCGGCGCAGCUGAAGUUCAACAUCGAUGCAAUCAACGAGGCGAUCGUCCACACCAUCCCUGUGCCGCCUCGAGAUUUCAGCAUGGACCCCCAGAUGAUUGUCAUCCGAUCCUUCGAUGUCAACAAGCCCGGUGCCGAGAUUGACGAGCUGAAGGGAGGUGUUGCUGGUGGCAGUAUCCUUCACGGUGUGCUCAAGCUUGGUGAUGAGAUUGAGAUCCGACCAGGUAUCGUCACUCGUGAUGAGAAGGGUAACCUGAAGUGCACACCCAUCUUCAGCCGAAUCGUCUCGCUGAACUCAGAGGCCAACGACCUGAAGUAUGCUGUUCCCGGCGGUCUGAUUGGUGUUGGUACUCGCAUCGAUCCUACGCUCUGCAGAGCCGAUCGUCUUGUCGGUUUCGUCCUAGGUCUGAAGGGCCGCUUGCCGGAGAUCUAUAGUGAGAUCGAGGUCAACUUCUACCUACUACGCCGUCUGCUUGGUGUCAGGACCGCCGAUGGCAAGCAAGCCAAGGUCGAGAAGCUAGCGAAGAACGAGGUCAUCAUGGUCAACAUUGGCUCAACAUCUACCGGUGCCAAGGUUGCCGCCAUCAAGAAGGACGCUGCCAAGCUUAUCCUGACAUCUCCUGCCUGCACGAACAUUGGCGAGAAGGUUGCGCUCAGUCGUCGUAUCGAGAAGCACUGGCGCCUGAUCGGAUGGGCCACAAUCGCUGCGUAA